Frankliniella occidentalis (western flower thrips) is the source of this 849-nucleotide messenger RNA. RefSeq lists its product as uncharacterized. Lineage: Eukaryota; Metazoa; Arthropoda; Insecta; Thysanoptera; Thripidae. Bases 152 to 733 code for a protein of 193 amino acids. The transcript is spliced from 2 exons. The record is from RefSeq and is a predicted model, not a curated record.
CCGGUCGCACUCCUGGAUCCGGGCUAGUAUCAUUCGCUCCAACGGGGCAAAACAACCGUCAGCACCUCGCCGGAAGCAAUAAAGGCUGUCUCGCGCCCCCACUGCCCCCACCGCGCGCUGCUGACGAAGCUCGACCUGGUUGCUGUCGCAGAUGACCAGGAGCGGUCGGGUCGCACGGCUGAACAGGCGGAACUCGAUGCGCACCACGAACGAAACGACGGUGUACCUGCUGCCUCAGUGCCCCCGCGAGUACUUCCUCGGCUACAUCAUGCCCAAGUGCUCGCCCUUCCUCCAUCCCCUGAACCGCAUCCUGGGCAUGCUGCAGUCCGCCGGGCUCAUACACCACUUCAAGGAGAAGUCCUACGCCGGCUACCACAGGCGAGCGUCGGCGAGCUCUUGGGCAGCUGGUGAGAGCAUCCGGGUGAAGCUGGCCGACAUGGUCGGCCCGUUCUGCAUGUUGUUCACGGGGCUCGUCGCCGCGAUCGGCGCCCUGCUGGGCGAGCAGGGCGUCCACCGCGGGUCAGCGUACCUGAGCCACGUCUGGCGCGAGUGGCGAGCGGAACACGUCGCGGGGGGUCGCGGCCGUCGCCGUCCUCCGGGGCGCCGUCGUCGACCUGGGCGGGCCGCGGCACCGCGUGACGAGCCGUCGUGGAUCCGGCCGCCGCGCGGGCCGCCGCCACCCGAGGCCAAGCGGCCCCCGCCGCCGCCGCCGCCGUACUCCUUCGUGCUCUGAGCCUCCGCCGCAUCGCGCGGGUCACGAAGGUCCUGGCGGGUCGCCUCCGUGACGGGCGCGACCACCGCGUGUGGCCUGCAGAGGGCACUGGACGAGUCGGCCGACGACAAUUUUCG